AUGGCGGCGCUGAGCGGCGGCGGCGGCGGCGGCGGAGGCGGCGAGCAGGGCCCGGCGCUCUUCAACGGGGACAUGGAGCUCGACGCCGGCGCCGGCGCCGCGGCCGCCGCGGCCCCCGACCCCGCCGUGCCCGAGGAGGUGUGGAAUAUCAAACAAAUGAUCAAGUUGACACAGGAACAUAUAGAAGCCCUCUUGGACAAAUUUGGUGGGGAGCAUAAUCCACCAUCGAUUUACCUGGAGGCCUAUGAAGAAUACACCAGCAAGCUAGAUGCCCUCCAACAAAGAGAACAACAGUUAUUGGAAUCCCUGGGGAAUGGAACUGAUUUUUCUGUUUCUAGUUCAGCAUCAAUGGACACCGUUACAUCUUCUUCCUCCUCUAGCCUUUCAGUGCUACCUUCAUCUCUAUCAGUUUUUCAAAAUCCCACAGACAUGUCACGGAGCAAUCCCAAGUCACCACAAAAACCUAUUGUUAGAGUCUUCCUGCCCAACAAACAGAGGACAGUGGUACCUGCAAGGUGUGGAGUUACAGUCCGGGACAGUCUAAAGAAAGCACUAAUGAUGAGAGGUCUAAUUCCAGAGUGCUGUGCUGUUUACAGAAUUCAGGAUGGAGAGAAGAAGCCCAUUGGCUGGGACACAGAUAUUUCCUGGCUUACUGGAGAGGAAUUACAUGUAGAAGUAUUAGAAAAUGUUCCACUUACAACACACAACUUUGUACGGAAAACUUUUUUCACCUUAGCGUUUUGUGACUUUUGUCGAAAGCUGCUUUUUCAAGGUUUCCGCUGUCAAACAUGUGGUUAUAAAUUUCACCAGCGUUGUAGUACAGAGGUUCCACUGAUGUGUGUUAAUUAUGACCAACUUGAUUUGCUGUUUGUCUCCAAGUUCUUUGAACACCACCCAAUACCACAGGAGGAGGCCUCCUUAGCAGAGACCACCCUUACGUCGGGAUCUUCCCCGUCCGCACCCUCCUCCGAUACUCUUGGGUCCCAAAUUCUCACCAGUCCGUCUCCUUCAAAAUCCAUUCCAAUUCCACAGCCUUUUCGACCAGCAGAUGAAGAUCAUCGAAAUCAGUUUGGACAGCGAGACCGGUCAUCAUCAGCCCCAAAUGUGCAUAUCAACACAAUAGAACCUGUCAAUAUUGAUGACUUGAUUAGAGACCAAGGGUUUCGUAGUGAUGGAGCCCCUUUGAACCAGCUGAUGCGCUGUCUUCGGAAAUGCCAAUCCCGGACUCCCAGUCCCCUCCUCCAUUCUGUCCCCAGUGAAAUAGUGUUUGAUUUUGAGCCUGGCCCAGUGUUCAGAGGAUCAACAACGGGAUUGUCAGCCACCCCCCCUGCCUCGUUACCUGGCUCACUCACUAAUGUGAAAGCUUUACAGAAAUCUCCAGGACCUCAACGAGAAAGGAAAUCAUCUUCAUCGUCAGAAGAUAGGAAUCGAAUGAAAACACUUGGUAGAAGGGACUCAAGUGAUGACUGGGAAAUUCCUGAUGGUCAGAUCACUGUGGGACAGAGAAUCGGAUCUGGAUCAUUUGGGACCGUGUACAAAGGAAAGUGGCAUGGUGACGUGGCAGUGAAGAUGUUAAAUGUGACAGCACCCACGCCUCAGCAGUUACAGGCCUUUAAGAAUGAAGUUGGAGUACUCAGGAAAACGCGACAUGUGAAUAUCCUUCUCUUCAUGGGUUACUCAACCAAGCCACAGCUGGCUAUUGUUACCCAGUGGUGUGAGGGGUCCAGUUUGUAUCACCAUCUCCACAUUAUUGAGACCAAAUUUGAGAUGAUCAAACUUAUAGAUAUCGCCAGGCAAACAGCACAAGGCAUGGAUUAUUUACACGCCAAGUCGAUCAUCCACAGAGAUCUCAAGAGUAAUAAUAUUUUUCUCCAUGAAGACCUCACAGUUAAAAUAGGUGAUUUUGGUCUUGCCACAGUGAAGUCUCGGUGGAGUGGCUCCCAUCAGUUUGAACAGUUGUCUGGAUCUAUCUUGUGGAUGGCACCAGAAGUAAUCAGAAUGCAAGAUAAAAAUCCAUAUAGUUUUCAGUCAGAUGUAUAUGCUUUUGGGAUUGUUCUGUAUGAACUGAUGACUGGACAGUUACCUUACUCAAACAUCAACAACAGGGACCAGAUAAUUUUUAUGGUGGGUCGAGGCUAUCUAUCGCCAGAUCUCAGUAAGGUACGAAGUAACUGUCCAAAAGCCAUGAAGAGAUUGAUGGCAGAGUGCCUGAAAAAGAAGAGAGAGGAGAGACCCCUCUUCCCCCAAAUUCUCGCCUCUAUUGAGCUGCUGGCCCGCUCAUUGCCAAAAAUUCACCGCAGUGCAUCAGAACCCUCUCUGAACCGGGCUGGCUUCCAGACGGAGGAUUUCAGUCUAUAUGCUUGUGCUUCUCCAAAAACACCCAUUCAGGCAGGGGGAUAUGGAGAAUUCGCAGCCUUCAAGUAGCCACACCAUCCUGGCAGCAUCUCCUCUUAUUUCUUAAGUCUUGUUGUGUUCGUACAGUUUGUUAACAUCAAACACAGUUCUCUUCCUCCAGUCUUUUUUUAAAGAUAAAGAAUUUUCCAUGAAUAAGCUGGUAUGGAACAGAGUGGAACUCUCCACCCAGCAAAAGGGGCCGAAUGUCUUAGGACCAGAAUCCUCUGCUGCCAGUGUUUCUUCUGCAACACAAACACCACAGGCGCCCACGGGCCCUUCGGCUCCCUGAAGAAAGAGGAGAGGCCCGGGCUCCAGCCUUUUGAUGCUCAGGCGUGAUGGAAAGAAAGUGCUGCUACCGCUUGGGAAGUGGGCUCUGGGAAGCCGCCCAGCCCCUAGCCCUCUCUCCCCACAGACCCAAGCUGCUCAGCUGGUGGGGCCCUCCCCAAGCACCGUUUUCUUUCCUCUCCUGGGCUUUCAUUGUGGAGCUCGCUCGCUCUCUCUCCCCUUGCUGCCACCACCACCGUUCGUUUCUGAGGGAAGGAACAAAAAAUGCAGCAUGCCCUAACGGGGCGGGCGGGUGGGCUGGGCCUGGUCCAGUGGUACCAAAACCAAACAAAACCAGAACUGAGCACUUGGUUUGCACAUGGGUCCGAAGGGUGAGGAGCAAAAGGGAGGCAAAGGGAAUGCUGCAUCUUUUUUCCGGACCUCCUGGGUUUCUGGCCUUUGGUUUCCUGGCUCUCAGAGGGUGUCUGCCUGCCCAGGAGAAUGGGCUGUGCUGGACAUGGGCCCUCCAUUCUCAUUGGGCCCUGCAGUGGAGACAGUCGCUGGAGCCUCUCCUCCACCAGGUAGCAAGUUCUCAGGAAACAGUGGAUACCUUCCUCUUAAGCUCUUCCAGUUUCCAAGUACCUUUGUGGCUACUUUGCCCAGGGCCCCACAAUUCCUGGGUUCCGUAUCUAAUCAAAAAGCCAACAAAACUGCUCGAGAACAGUUUUGAAUGUGAGACAUUUGUUUAACUUAAAUGUAAGGUACAUGUUUUAAUUUUCAAGUUUCUUCUAUUUUUAUUAUAAAUAACUUUCAGAUCGAAUUGAAUUGGAAUAAAAGAAUACUUCCCACCAGAUUCUAUAUCCUGGAAAAUUGUAUUUUUGUUAUACAAACAACUUUUGAAGAAAGACGAUCCUUUCUUUAUAAAAAUGUGGGGAAUCGUAGCAUAAUGACAAAUCUUUCUCAUUUUUAAAUCAAUGGUACUGGCUGGAUCUACAGCUAACAUCUUUGCUAAUAUCUCAUUGUUUCUUCCAACUCAACUCCCAACUCUGCAUUCCACAUCCUCUUUCUAGUCUCCUAGAAUAUGCAAAAUCUAAAAUAAAAAUGGUGGUGUCUCCA
This is a messenger RNA of Suncus etruscus (white-toothed pygmy shrew), 3774 nucleotides long. RefSeq names its product B-Raf proto-oncogene, serine/threonine kinase (gene BRAF). Gene Ontology annotation, biological process: signal transduction; protein phosphorylation. The record is from RefSeq and is a predicted model, not a curated record. Gene Ontology annotation, cellular component: plasma membrane; cytosol; mitochondrion. The transcript is spliced from 20 exons. Bases 1 to 2424 code for a protein of 807 amino acids. Gene Ontology annotation, molecular function: protein kinase activity; ATP binding. Lineage: Eukaryota; Metazoa; Chordata; Mammalia; Eulipotyphla; Soricidae.